UUUCGUAUACAACUUAGUCGUUAUUUUGAACUUCAUAUGCGCGGUUGCAAUACGAGUAGGCUAAAUACGAGCUAAUGAGCGCGGAUGAUUAAGUAGAAUUGUGUUUCAAGUUGUACAGAGCGAUAACAGGAUACUUAACAGUGUCCUUUAAAGCAUUCCGAAACGAUUAAGGAUAAUUGAGGACAUCGGAUACGCGCACGUGUUGAACAUUAUAAUACUGGAAAUCACUUAACAACAAACACACCACCAUUUAAAUUUCAACAUGCCCAAGUCACAGCCGCAUACGCGUAAGAACCUAAUGACCGCCAAGGACACGUUUUCCAUAAUCGACGGUUUAUGUGCGCCGAAUAUGUGCGGUGGACACAGUGAAGCGUCCUCGUCACAGAUCGAACUCGGUAGCGAUUCGUUGGAAGCGCCGGCGGUGGAAGCUGCUGCUGGCGUUGAACGUGAAAAAUGGAGUCGUGAAAUCGAGUUUCUUUUCUCGUGCAUUGCGCUCUCUGUCGGGCUGGGCAAUGUGUGGCGAUUUCCGUUCAUUGCAUUGGAGAAUGGCGGUGGGGCCUUCGUUAUACCCUAUGUGAUUGUAUUGCUGCUUAUCGGCCGACCCGUCUAUUAUAUGGAGGUGCUGAUCGGACAAUUUGCCAGUCGUGGUGCGGUGGGCGUGUUCGAUAUGGUGCCCAUUAUGAAAGGCAUUGCGUAUGGGCAGGUUUAUGCAACAGCUUUGGCAACCACUUAUUACGCGGCCAUUAUGGCGCUCACCAUCAAAUAUUUAGUUGCUUCAUUUGCUGAAAUACUACCCUGGGCAACAUGUCUACCGGAAUGGGGUGACGGUUGUAUAUCAAUUACAAGCUACAAUUCCAGUGCCACCGGCAAUGUAACAGAAGGAAAGCUGAUCUCUUCAGCUGAAUUGUAUUUCACCAAAGUGGUGCUGCGCGAGAAGGACAAUAUCGAGGAUGGGAUUGGCGCGCCGAGUUGGGAUUUGGUGUUCUAUUUAUUUAUUGUGUGGGUAAUGAUUUCGAUAACGCUGAUUAAGGGCAUACACAGCUCCGGCAAAGCCUCGUAUUUUCUGGCUUUGUUUCCUUAUGUCAUACUAUUUAUAUUGCUUGGACGCGCUUUAACCUUGCCCGGUGCCUGGAAUGGUAUUGUUUAUUUCUUAAAACCGCAAUGGGAUCAGCUGUUGAAUGCGCAUGUUUGGUAUGCCGCGAUCACACAAAUGUUCUUUUCGCUAGCGAUCUGCUUUGGCACAUUGAUCAUGUAUGCCUCGUUCAACAACUUCCAUAAGCGGGUACACAAAGACGUCAUAAUCGUAACCACAAUAGAUUCCUGCACCUCAAUGCUCGCUGGUUGUGUAAUCUUCGGUAUACUUGGUAAUCUGGCGCUUGAAACGAAUACCACAGACAUAUCGAAAGUGGUAAAGGGUGGUGCGGGCUUAGCCUUCAUCUCGUAUCCGGAAGCUAUAGCGAAAUUUAAAUUGUUACCACAAUUAUUUGCGGUGCUCUUCUUCUUUAUGCUGUUCGUAUUAGGCAUUGGCAGCAAUAUCGGCAUGUCUUCCUGCGUGAUAACAGUAUUCAAGGAUCGUUUCAAUCACAUACCGCAAUGGGUGAUAACAAUCGGCUUUUCCAUAUGCAGCUUUCUAUGCGGUCUCAUCUAUACGACACCUGGUGGACAAUUUCUGCUCAACUUAAUCGAUUUCUUUGGUUGCUCAUUUAUAGCACUAUUUCUGGCCAUUGGUGAGAUAGUGACUAUUUCAUGGAUUUAUGGCGUCAAGCGCUUCUGUAAGGACAUUGAAUUCAUGUGUGGUCUCAAGACUGGUAUAUAUUGGCGUCUCUGUUGGGCCAUUUUCACGCCAGGACUCAUGUUUCUAGUACUCGUCUACACUUUAGUUACUUAUAAACCGAUGGAAUAUAAGGACGUCGCUUACCCUGAAUAUAUAAUGAAUAUCGCAUGGCUCUUAUGGUUCAUUGGUGUCGGCCAAUUGCCUUUCUGGGCAUUAUAUACGGUCUACAAGCAGCCGGGUGGUACGUUCAUGGAGAAAUUCUAUCAAGCCAUAAAACCUGUAUCCAAUUGGGGUCCAGCGUCAGCUGACAAAUACGAAAAGUAUAUACUUUUCAUGAAGAAUUCACAGCUGAGAACGGACAAUGGUUGGACGUCGCGUAUAUAUGACAAUAUUUUCGGUUAAUUUUAGGUGAAAUUCAGCAUUAAGUACUUAACUACUUACAUUUAUAAAUACUUACGCAACUUUUUAAGUGCGAAAAAAACAACAAAAAUAUUUUUUAGCUUUAAAUUUAUUUUCCUAGUUGGUUUUAGUUUAGAUUUUUUGUUUUGUUAAUUUCGCUGCUUUAAGGUUUUUUUAUAUUUAUAAUAAAGAAAGUACUUAGUUACACUACAAUUUUGUAAAUAUUAAGUAUUUGAUGUUUUUUUUCUGGUAGUUCAUAUUACCGUCAAUAUCUUAGUUUGUUAGUUACUGUAUAUAGUCGCAUGAGAAUAAGUCGAGAGAGAAUAGGAAGAAGAAAUUGUGCUUUUUAGAAAUUUCAUGUGUCUCACUUACUUAACUAGUGUAGGCAGGCGGUGCAGUAGUGGCAAGUGGUAAAUUUAUUAAUAUUUUAAAAUAUUUUUAUUUUUUUGUUUUUAUUAUCUAAUCUUUGAUAUGGUGUUGUUUUUACUUCUAGCGAAAGGAGUGAGGCACGAAUUUUCGAAAUUUUAUAUUUCAAAUACCGUUAUUUAUUAAUAUGUUCAAAUUUUUGUAAAUAUGUACGUACUUUUUUAUAAUAUUAUUAUAAUUUUAUAAUUUCCU
Molecule: messenger RNA, 2791 nt
Organism: Zeugodacus cucurbitae (melon fly)
Lineage: Eukaryota; Metazoa; Arthropoda; Insecta; Diptera; Tephritidae
Product: sodium-dependent nutrient amino acid transporter 1
Exons: 11
Coding region: 263-2176 (637 amino acids)
Biological process (GO): sodium ion transmembrane transport
Cellular component (GO): membrane
Molecular function (GO): L-amino acid transmembrane transporter activity
Source: RefSeq, a predicted model, not a curated record